Molecule: messenger RNA, 1652 nt
Organism: Paramisgurnus dabryanus
Lineage: Eukaryota; Metazoa; Chordata; Actinopteri; Cypriniformes; Cobitidae
Gene: mxra7
Product: matrix-remodelling associated 7
Source: RefSeq, a predicted model, not a curated record
AAUAACAACUUCCGCUGUCAAUAACCGCAUAACAUUAAAGCGUAUCACAGGCUGGUCAAGAAAUGCAAACUAAAUGUUUUAAGAAACAAGUAAAUUAUUUCGCAGAUGCUUGUUUGAAUAGGGUGCGUGUAAAAUAAUACACGUGCAAGCAAACGAUAAAACGCAUGCGUCAUUGCUAGUUAAUAAUAAACGCAGUUAAUCGGAUUGGCAACAAAGUAAGUUAUUCCCUAGACAUAAUGGAUGCAACCCCGGACUUAAUUUGGCCGGCUGUGUUAUUUACACUACUUGCAAUAAUUGUAGCAGCCGUUAUCACGAGGAAAAACAAUACUAAAGCGCCAUUAACGCGCAUAAAUCAAAGUACUGCUGUUGUGGAUGAAAGCACUGGAAACAGCUCGCAAAAUAAUGACACUGCAAAGCAUACUUUAGAGAUUCAGCAGCAAUCUUAUGCAAACAAACUUGCAUCCAAAGAUGAAAGUGUACUGGAUUCUACCACAGAAAACGAGGAAGAAGUCUGCAGGACAGACGCUGAGGAGGAUUCAUCUGAAUAUGGGAUAAGGAAUGCUCUAAAGGAUUAUGCUCAAUCAACUGAUGCUGAAGAGAAACCAUUGAGAUACAUGGCUGGCAUGCUGAGGUCCAGUCAACUUAAAAAGAUGAUGACCAAAGAAGAACUGGAGGAAGAGCAGAGGGUUCAACGAGAGCAGCUAGCUGCCAUCUUUCAGCUGCUAAGAGACAAACAAGACACAUUUGGUGAUGUGACGCAGAACGAUUUACAAGAACAGCUUCAACUCUACUCUUUUUAAAUCUAGUCAACUAUGUCUGUUUGUCUAUCAUAUUAAAUGUACUAUAUUAUUUUACUGUAUUAUACAAUAUACUUAAUAAAUAAUAUAACUUCAAAGUCAUUGUCUAAAAUACAUACUAAGUAUUUUGCUUUAGUCUGAGAAAGUUAAGGAGGUUGGUGAUUUUCACCAAUUAAUAGAACCAUCAUCACUUAUGCGCUAAAUUUGUUUUCUUGGAGAUACAACUGAUGCUAAAGACCAGUCUGUUAAGCGUGAAGACAACAUAACGCCUAUUCCAAUGUUCCUUAAUUAUUUUACUGUAUUUAUUUUGACAUUUUACUUUUUUAUUUGAGCUUCUUAAAUAAAGCACAUAUUUGCUUACACAAGACUAGUUACUUACUUUAUAGUGAUGGGUGGACUGCAGUACAAAGAUAAACAUACAAUUUAAACAAAUACGAAUAGGAAGAUGACAGUUGGGUUAUUGGGUUGUAAAGCAAUGAGGUCUUUUGUGCACAUGAACCGAUGGCUUCGAAAACUUUGGCUGGUGUCAUUCUGACGUUUUGUGUGUUGUUUUAUGCCAUUCUUUGGAUAAAUCUAUCUGUAAAUUUGAAGAGGUGAGUUUGAGAAUUUGCAGUAUUGCUUAAAAAUAACAUUUAUAGAAAGAGAUUUUGAAAGAGAUAUCUGUGUUGUCUUAUGUUAUAGUUAUGAUACUCUAAUAACUUGUUUAUAUGGGUUUUAUGAUGUUUUGAAACAUUUUUAAUUUCUCAGUUUUUCUCAAGGUUUGAAAGACCUGGUUAGGGCAGAAUUUCUCUGGAGAGAAAUUCACGAGCAUAUAGAUGAUCGUGCAACAAAUAAUAAAACCAUCAUCACUUCUGC